GGAAAAUAGAGGAGAGAGGGGGUAGACUGAGGGCGUGCGAUACUACUGGAGCAUUUAACCGUGGAGGAUACAGACAGACUGGUUGGUUGAGGACCGAGAGAGCCGCUGCCUGACUUUCUCCAGUCGCUCGAAGCUUGGAUCAAGAGGUAAACACAGACUGAGGAAGGCAACAGAGACCUGGUAAAGAAGGGGUGACUACAUGCACAGUUGUGUUUUGCCUGUAGAAGACCAGAGUAUCAGAAGGAACCAUGAAUUUUGUGAUGAAGCAAGCCUUAGGUGGGGCCACUAAAGACAUGGGGAAAAUGUUAGGCGGAGAGGAGGAGAAGGAUCCAGAGGCCGCAAAGAAGAAGAAGGAGGAAGAGGAGGAGCGACAGGAGGCACUGAGACAACAGGAGGAGGAGAGGAAGGAUAAGCACCGGAAAAUGGAGGCAGAAAGAGAAGUCGUACGACAGUCCAUCAGGGACAAGUAUGGCUUGAAGAAGAAGGAGGAGAAGGAGGCAGAGGAGAAGGCAGCCAUGGAGCAGGCCUGUGAGGGGUCUCUGACGCGUGCCAAGAAGGCCAUCCCAGCCGGGUGCGGAGACGAGGAAGACGAGGAUGAGGAGAGCAUUCUGGACACCGUCCUCAAGUUCCUCCCUGGACCUCUAAAGGACAUGUUCAAGAAGUAAUGAACACAUCGACAACAACAACACAUGGUUCGGUCCAGCCAGGGGGAGGAGAGAUCUGGGACUGGGGAUUUGGGUAGAAGGGGUUCUUGCCAAACGGCCAUUCACUGCCUUUACAGAAAUAUUUGUUGUUUUCUUACCCUGACUAGACACAAUGUGGUUAUAUAUCUACCCACAGCUUCUCGUCGGUCUCUCAACUGCCGACUGAGUUUAUGUUUGGUUUCCCCCCCCCCCCUAAUCUAACAUUCCAACGUUGGUAUAUAGAUUCACCGCACCAGGUAGAUGCAUUUGGAUUGGUUGGCCAUUGGUAUUAACUGGGGUAAGGAGUUUCUGUCCAGCCAUUCAUUAGAGAGCAGGGUUCAAUCCACCGUACUAAUGGACAGACACUUCAAUGGGCAAUUCCUGCUGAUGUGGUUGAAAAGCACUGCCAACACGUAUCUGAAGAUGGAGCGCUUUUUUCUUUUUCUUUUUUUAAUUCACUGGCUUUUUCUAUUUUUAUAGUAAGUAAGCUACUGUAACUGUAUGGGCAGGGGAUAUUCUAUUCUAGGUCUUUUUGAGAUCAGCAGUUUAGUUAGUUUAGACUGUGCCUUCGUAGGACUUCCUCCAACAGGGGAACUGUUAAUGAGGGUCUCGUUGAAGUCGUUUUGAUGAUAUCAUUUAACUUUGUGAUACGCUGUUUUGUCUUCAAAGGAUGCAAACAUGCCACAUUAUGACGUAUGCAUUUAAUGUUAGUCUGGCUGUACGAAUAGAGCUGAUCCAAUGCCUUCUUAAUGUUAGUCUGGCUGUACGAAUAGAGCUGAUCCAAUGCCUUCUUAAUGUUAGUCUGGCUGUACGAAUAGAGCUGAUCCAAUGCCUUCUUAAUGCUAUGAAACAACUAAGGCAAGUUUAAUUUCCCUUUACAUUCCUGACUAAUGAUAAAACAUAUCUCAUUUUCCCAGAUUAAAUAUAGGAGAUUAUCACCUUGACAGACUGCAUCUUGUGAGAGAAACCAUUUUUGCUCAAACAAAGGUCACCUCGUCAACAUUAAACACUCAGAUUAUCCAUAGAAUACAACAGAUUCACCUCUUCAACAAUAGACACUCAGAUUAUCCAUAGAAUACACUAGAUUAAUAUUCAACAUUAUACACUCAGAUUAUCCAUAGAAUACACUAGAUUAAUAUUCAACAUUAUACACUCAGAUUAUCCAUAGAAUAAAA
Oncorhynchus keta (chum salmon) is the source of this 1858-nucleotide messenger RNA. Its product is annotated as complexin-2. Gene Ontology annotation, biological process: regulation of neurotransmitter secretion; neurotransmitter transport; synaptic vesicle exocytosis. NCBI's taxonomy places the organism in Eukaryota, Metazoa, Chordata, Actinopteri, Salmoniformes, Salmonidae. The coding region runs from base 249 to 665 and encodes 138 amino acids. Gene Ontology annotation, cellular component: terminal bouton; SNARE complex. The transcript has 4 exons. Gene Ontology annotation, molecular function: syntaxin binding. The record is from RefSeq and is a predicted model, not a curated record.